Molecule: messenger RNA, 3219 nt
Organism: Penicillium verhagenii
Lineage: Eukaryota; Fungi; Ascomycota; Eurotiomycetes; Eurotiales; Aspergillaceae
Product: exportin CRM1
Exons: 10
Coding region: 1-3219 (1072 amino acids)
Biological process (GO): protein export from nucleus; ribosomal large subunit export from nucleus; ribosomal small subunit export from nucleus
Cellular component (GO): nucleus; cytoplasm
Molecular function (GO): small GTPase binding; nuclear export signal receptor activity
Source: RefSeq, a predicted model, not a curated record
AUGUCUGUCUCUGUACAAGAGCUGGACAGCACAGUCCGUGCCUUCUUUGAAGGCAAGGGCGAUGUUCAAAAACAAGCCCAACAGACUCUCACUGAAUUCAAGCAAAAUCCCGAUGCUUGGGUCACCGUGGGCAACAUUCUACAGGAAGCGUCCUACCCCCAGACCAAAUAUAUCGCUCUCCAAGUUCUCGACGAUGUGAUUAUGACCCGAUGGAAGGUCCUGCCGAGAGAGCAGUGUCAAGGCAUUCGAAACUUCAUUGUCAACUUUAUCAUCGAAAACUCUGGCUCCGAGGAAAAGCUCAGGACCGAACGCGCUUUCGUGAACAAACUCAACCUCGUCCUGGUGUCGAUCCUGAAGCAGGAAUGGCCGCACAACUGGCCGACUUUCAUCAAUGAAAUCAUUUCUUCUUGCCAUUCCAGCCUCUCCAUCUGUGAAAACAACAUGGCUAUUCUGCGCCUGUUGUCCGAGGAAGUUUUUGAUUUCUCACAAGACCAGAUGACGUCGAUCAAGGCCAGAAACCUGAAGACCUCCAUGACACAGGAGUUUGCUUCCAUCUUCCAACUUUGCUCUGAAGUCCUUUCUACCGCUAACCAGCCAAGUCUGGUCAAGGCGACGCUGGAAACCCUUUUGCGCUUCUUGAACUGGAUUCCCCUCGGCUACAUCUUCGAAACCUCCAUUAUCAACACCCUAUUGACUCGAUUCCUGGGCACCCCCGAGUUCCGAAACGUCACCCUCAAGUGCCUUACCGAAAUUGGCGGCUUGCAAAUUGGCGCUCCGUAUAACUAUGACGAUAGACUAGUUCACAUGUUCACUGAGACUCUGACGACCGUCGCCACCGUGAUCCCCCUCUCUAUGGAUUUGAAAGAAACAUAUGCGCAGAGCAACGGCAGAGAUCAGGAGUUUGUCUCGAAUUUGGCCCUCUUCCUGUCCAGUUUCUUCAGUGCCCACCUUGACCUGAUUGAGAAGCUACCCAACCAAGACUAUCUCACUCAUGCCCAUUUCUAUUUGAUCCGUGUCAGUCAGAUUGACGAUCGAGAAGUGUUCAAGAUUUGCUUGGAUUAUUGGACUCGAUUGGUGCAAGAACUUUACGAAGAAAUGCAACAACUCCCAAUUACUGACAUCAACCCCCUUGUGACAAUGGGUGUAAGUGGGCUCGCAAACGGAGGUGCGCCUCACCCUAGUACCCUCGCCAACUACCCUCUCCGAAAACACAAAUACGAAACCGUUCUUUCGAACCUUCGCACGGUCAUGAUUGAGAAGAUGGUCCGCCCGGAGGAGGUAUUGAUCGUCGAGAAUGACGAGGGAGAGAUUGUACGUGAAUUCGUCAAGGAGAGUGACACGAUCCAGCUCUACAAGACCAUCCGAGAGUGCUUGGUCUACCUCACGCAUUUAGAUGUCGUUGACACCGAGACCAUUAUGAUCGACAAACUGGCGAAGCAAGUCAGCGGCGACGAAUGGUCCUGGGUGAACUGUAAUACCCUUUGUUGGGCAAUUGGUUCAAUUUCUGGCGCCAUGAACGAGGAAACAGAGAAGCGAUUCCUGGUGACAGUCAUUAAGGACCUCCUAGGUCUGACCGAACAAAAACGUGGCAAGGACAACAAAGCCGUGGUGGCAAGUAAUAUUAUGUACAUUGUGGGCCAAUACCCCCGGUUCUUAAAGGCCCACUGGAAGUUCCUGAAGACUGUCGUGAACAAGCUGUUUGAGUUCAUGCACGAAACACACGAGGGUGUUCAGGACAUGGCUUGUGACACAUUCAUCAAGAUCGCUAACAAGUGCCGACGCCACUUUGUGGCUCUCCAACCUGGAGAGAACGAGCCUUUCAUUGAGGAGAUCGUCCGAAACAUGAGAAAGAUCACCAUGGACCUUUCUCCCCAGCAAAUUCACACAUUCUACGAAGCAUGUGGCUACAUGAUCUCUGCACAGGGCCAAAAGAGUCUUCAGGAUCGUUUGACUGAAAGCCUCAUGGCCUUGCCCAAUUCAGCCUGGGACCAAAUUAUUGCGGAGGCCAAUCAGAACGCAGCGAUUCUUCAAGAUGCCAACACUAUCAAGAUCAUUGGCAAUAUUAUGAAAACCAACGUUGCAGCUUGCUCAUCUAUCGGGACUUACUUCUAUUCCCAGAUUGGACGCAUCUUCCAUGAUAUGUUGAAUAUGUAUCGCGCUUCCAGUCAAUUGAUCAACGACGCUGUUGCCAGCGACGGACAAAUCGCCCCCAAGACACCCAAAGUUCGCGGUCUUCGCACCAUCAAGAAGGAAAUCUUGAAACUUAUUGAUACCUACGUCGAGAAGUCGGAUGAUCUCGAAAUGGUCAAUGCAAACAUGGUGCCUCCCCUUCUGGAAGCAGUCCUCAUUGAUUAUCACCGCAAUGUGCCAGAUGCACGUGAAGCAGAAGUCUUGAACGUCAUGACAACCAUUAUUCACAAGCUCCACAAUCUGAUGGAAGACAAGAUCCCUGCCAUCAUGGACAGUGUGUUUACCUGCACAUUAGAAAUGAUCAACAAGGACUUCCACGAGUAUCCCGAGCACCGUGUUCAGUUCUUCAAGUUACUCCAGGCUAUCAACCUGUACUGUUUCCAGGCAUUACUGAAGCUCGAUGGCGCUCAGUUCAAGUUUGUCAUUGAUUCCUGCAUGUGGGCAUCAAAGCAUGACAACAGAGAGGUCGAGAACACGGGUCUGACCAUGUGUCUGGAACUGAUGAAUAACAUGGCCGAAACUGACGUACAGACUGCAACUAUUUUCUUCCGCCAAUUCUACAUCCCCAUUCUCCAGGAUGUUUUCUUCGUUGUUACGGACAGCGAUCACAAGGCUGGAUUUAAAUCUCAGGCUAUGCUUUUGUCCCGCAUGUUCUACUUUAUUGAAUCUCAAAAGAUUUCUGAGCCUAUUUACACUCCCGACCAGGCCCCCGCUGGCACUUCGAACAAGGAUUUCCUUCAGCAAUAUGUCGCCAAUUUGCUACAGAAUGCAUUCAAGAACCUACAAGAGGUACAAAUUCAACAAUUUGUGAUUGGCAUUUUCGCCUACACUGAUGACCUUAACAAGUUCAAGACUCAUCUGCGUGACUUCCUCAUCUCGUUGAAGGAGUUCUCUGAUGACAAUGCUGAACUCUAUGCCGAAGAACGGGAGCAGGCCGUCCGAGAUGCACAGACUGCCGAGAGGAGCCGCGCUAUGAAGGUCGGAGGUUUGCUGAAGCCAUCAGAGAUGGAUCAAGAAGACGAGCUUUGA